AAGAGAAGAAAACGACGCCAUUAGAGCACAAUAUCUGUGUGAGGCCUUGAGGGUAAAGCCCAUGCCAAGAAGCCCAACCGGCCCAGUAGAGCUGGGCCCUGGAUAUGAUCCAAUUUAUGAAUUUAAUGACUUUUCAAAACUAGGAAUUAGAAAUUGAUUCAAAGCGGGAAACACGAGUUAUGUCCACAAAUGCAAAUGUGGCAGUCAGUCAGUAUCAAUUCUUUGUACUCUUCAAUGCACUCACCAACCACUGCAUAGAAACUAACUGCGAAGAACCCUAACUAGUGAUCUCCCAAAUCCCUAACUAGUGAUCUCCCAAAUGUGGCCAGUAGUGGUAGCUGCAGCAGUCGCAGGGACUACCAGUCUCGUCGCCAAACACUUCCUAAACCAAAAUGGCUCAAAUCAAGAUCAUAUUCGAAACUGCGACCAAGAAAUUCCGGUUGUUGAUGAUCCCGGGCUUCAAGUCCCAAACGUUUCCAGCGAUGAUGGCAUCUUCAGGUUUUCAAGCUCAGGGCCUAGUAGGGAAAUCGGCAAUUCGUCGAAAAAAUCUGAGAUCGGGAGAUUGCGGAAGGCCAAGAAGGGAUCGCUUGGUGCUCGAGGUGUGGAGGUGAGUCGAAGGAGAUUUGCGGUUUGCUUUAAGAGGAGGAAAACUGCCAAGAAUGUGUCUGCUGAUUACAGAUCUUGCUCCUCGAAAGAUAGCGCUUUGGUUGGUUUGGGACUUGGGGUUGGGAUCAUGUGCAUGAUGUCUGCUGGGAAAGACGAGAUCAGAAAGCUGAACAAAGCCAUGGAUGAAACUGCAAAGGUUGUUCAGGAAUUUAAAUCUGAAUUUUAUAGGAGAAAAUCAUCACGCAAUCUUCAGAGAUUGCCUACUCCAAGUGAAGUUGCUGGAAGCCCACAGAAAAGUGGGAACGGUAUUGCCCAGUUAGUGCUCAAUAAGUCAACUAAAUUUAGUAAAGACCCUGAUGAUGUGAAAAUGUUUGGUACAAGUGAUGAUGGGGAGUGUGCAAGUAGUGUUCUCACAGAAGAACCGCAAGCAGAGGUGUUGGAAAUGGAUGAACUGGAAGCACAGCUUGAGUUUGAACUGCAAAAGCUUCCUUGGUGCACAACAGAUUCUUCUUGCUAUGAGGGAUUAAGGCCAAAUCUAGGCAAGUUUGACCAGGGAUAUGUUCCACAGACUAAGGUUUCUGGUGAAGGCUUUCAUGAACCAGAUGGGCAGAUUUCAGUCCAAUUUGGCGGAGUUCUGCCAUCUGAACUAAACCAGAAACUGUGCCAUCUGCAAAUUGAACAACAAGAAAACCAAAUUGUGGAGCUGGAAUCAGAACUGCAUUUGGCCCAUUCCAAACUCCAGCAAAAGGAAGCUGAACUCCAAGCUCUAAAGGACUGUGUUAAACGUCUGACCAAAUUCUCUCUUUCGAGUUUUUCGGAUGAUGAAACAGAGGCACAGGAGGAGAAAGAGCAACAUGCUGUAUGUGAUUACAAUGUUAAGGCAGGAUGCGAGUCAAGAAAAUCAAUGGUUGGGAUGAAAAGACCAAUUGACUGCUAAUCUCAGGAAUAGCAUUUACACCAUGUGCUGUUACUCCUGUAAUUCUGUUUAUAUAUAUGCCGUUUCACAUCUGAUGUCAUCUGGUUCAACCAAGAUCAUGGCUCCCUGAACAUGCACAUCACCUGCGGGGUAUCACUGUUACAGCCCAGCCUACCUUCCCAGUAUUUAAUAGUGUCAGAUUAAGAACUAAGCCUCUAUUUUUUUGUAUCCUGCAUUGUAUAUUCUAUUAUUGCUGAUAUAUUUAUAUGUCUAGUGUUUAGAGCUGAAUACUCUUCAACAAAUGCUUGCUUCCUGCUUUGUUGAAUGUUUAA
Tripterygium wilfordii is the source of this 1854-nucleotide messenger RNA. RefSeq lists its product as uncharacterized. Lineage: Eukaryota; Viridiplantae; Streptophyta; Magnoliopsida; Celastrales; Celastraceae. Gene Ontology annotation, biological process: asymmetric cell division. The transcript has 4 exons. The record is from RefSeq and is a predicted model, not a curated record. Bases 320 to 1543 code for a protein of 407 amino acids.